GCACCAAGACACCACAGAAGAGGAAGGCCCGGCCGCGGCUUGCUUUCCGGUUUAAUGGACGCGGUCGUCAGUGACUACUAAACUGUAGUGAGGCCACCGACAGGACGCAGUUGUUCAGGAUGCUGCUGGUUUUGUCUGAGGACCAUAAAGAACACCUCGCCUUCCUGCCCAAGGUUGACACCGCAGUGGUUGGAGAGUUUGGUCGCAUAGCACUGGAGUUCCUGAGGAGAGGAACUAGCCCCAAGAUCUAUGAGGGAGCAGCAAGGAAGCUGUGUGUUCCUGUGGAAAUGGUGCAUCAUGGAGUGGAGGGCCUGAUGUUCCUGAUGACAGAGAGCUCCAAACACAUGAUCUCUGAAGUGGACUUCCUGGACUCAGUGUUGGCUUUGGGGUUCAGUGAAGAGCUUAACCAGCUCCUCUUACAGCUGUACCUGCAGCACCACAGUCAGAUCCGCAGUAUUUUGAGUCAGCUGCCUUCCAACCUACCCUCCUACCACAGCCUCGAGUGGAGACUGGAUGUACAGUUGGCGAGUCGAUCAGCCCGGCAGCAGGUCAUUCCCAUGCUCACGAUGCAUCUGCUCCUGACGAGAGGUUGUGACAGCAGCAGCAGGGUUCUCCAGACGGACCCCCGCACUCUCCUGCACCUCAUCUUCACACUGGAGGCUGCGUUGGCUGCCAUGAAAACCAGCCACUCCCGCCGCAUAUUACGCAACAUCAAAUAAUCCCUAAGGUCACUUUCUGUAUGACUUGUGCCUCCUGCAAAACACCACAUCACUGCCUUUUAUACCUGAGAAAACAUUAAGCAGUGUCUGUAUUCUUCAGUAAAGUGUUGAAUGUUUGAUUUGAUCCCGGAUGUUAAGUCAAGUUUCUGCCCAUUUGAUUGGCAAAUGAUCAUCACUUUACUACGCUUGAGUUUCUUUGUGCCAAAUGAUACUUACUGUAUUGUAUAUAACUUUCUACAUUGUUACUGUGAUUGUGUAAAACUUUAAUACAGAGAUAAAACACCUG
Acanthopagrus latus (yellowfin seabream) is the source of this 1005-nucleotide messenger RNA. It is a transcript of the gene commd2, whose product is annotated as COMM domain containing 2. Lineage: Eukaryota; Metazoa; Chordata; Actinopteri; Spariformes; Sparidae. Bases 120 to 719 code for a protein of 199 amino acids. The record is from RefSeq and is a predicted model, not a curated record. The transcript has 6 exons.